CGAGCAACUUGUUGCAGUCGGGAAUUAUCUCUGUGUGAGUGAAGUGCGCGUUGUGCGGCCGUCCGAGCGAGGCCUUGGUGGUGGUGGUGGCUACAAUUUAUUCUUUUCGUUCGAUCCCCCCGGCACCCCGUUUGCAACCGCCGUCGCACACACGCAAAAAAGGGACAAGGCGCGCCGACGCCGCUAAGAAACGCCGGCGCCUCCGAUCACGACCUGGGACCGUACAAUCGGGAAUUAGCCGCGGAAACGACCGGCCAAGGAGCUAUUGAAGAUGGCCAUGGAGAGCAUCGAAGUUGACCGCUCUCUCUACGACAUCGGGGACUCGGACCUCAAGGAGCUCUGGGCCCAGGAAUCCUUCGAAUCGCCGAUGGUCGACAUGAGCUCCGAGUCGGACUGGUCGACCAUACUAGACAACCCGAUCAUUCUGCACGACCGCAUGAUGUCGGACGCAGUCCAGUCUCCGCGCAUUCAGUCCGAACACUCAUACUCCAUGACGUCCAGCGACGAAGGUCCGGACUCGCCGCUCUCCAUAACGCCGCACAUCAAAAUCGAAGACAUGGACUCCGAGUGUUUUCCUGCGGUUCCCGUGUCCACAGUCACCGGCCAGUCGGACCUGGCCACCACGGGAGGCGUGGUAGUCAAGCAGGAGCCCAUGAGUCCACCGCCGGCGGCCCCGUCGAGCCCGCCUCCCACAACGUCCUCGUCGCCCCGCAAGUCAUCGUCGCGCCUGCUGUCCUCGGCGCUGGCAUCGGCACCCCUGGUGUCCGGCUCGUUACAUGCCUCGCUGGCGUGCGUCGCCUCGGCAGCGGCGACGGCCACGGCGGCCACACAUCUUCACCACCACCAUCAACAGCAGCAACAGCAGCAGCAGCAGCAGCAACAGAGCCUGCUCAAGCAGCCCACCAUCGUGUUGGCCGCUGCGCGGCAUGAGCGCCACAUGGUGUACCCAAAGGUCAAGCUGGAACCACCUUCCGGCUUCAUGCUCCCGCCUACGCCGCCGUCUAGCCACAGCAGCGACUCGGACGGGAGCCUGUCCCCGGUGCACAGCACAGACAACCGCUCACCCACCAGUUUCACAGUGGCGGCCGGAGGAGCCAAUUCCGACGCCGCGACACCGUCACCUCAGGGCACGUCAUCGGGCCACGGCCCGUCCCACCCCGCCGCGUCGUCAUCGUCCUCCAUGAGCCGCCGCAGCCAGUCACAUUCGCGCGUGGCCGUGACGUCAUCGUCAUCUUCAUCGUCCUCCUCUUCUUCCUCAUCUUCGUCGCGCGGUUCGGCGAGCGGCGGAAGUCAGCUCAUCAGCAACCAGGCAAAGGGUGCCACGGGUGUUUUAAUACUGACAGACGAAGAGAAGAGGACACUGCUGGCAGAAGGCUACCCCAUCCCCCAGCGGUUACCCCUCACAAAGGCGGAAGAGCGCUCGCUCAAGAAGAUACGACGAAAAAUAAAAAACAAGAUAUCUGCUCAAGAAAGCCGAAGGAAGAAGAAAGAGUACAUGGACUCUUUAGAAAAGAGGGUGGAGACGUUAUUAAGUGAGAACCAAGAGUACAAGAAAAAGGUUGAUGUCUUAGAGAGCAGCAACAGGUCACUGCUGUCACAGUUACAACGGCUCCAGGUAUUACUUGGGAACCAGACAGUAAAGUCAGAGAACCGAUCGGCAGCGUCCCGGUCAUCGACAGUCCAAAUGGACUUCGAGACCGACGACGAGCCGGUGGACAUAAUUUAACUCUCACAGUCGCCCCAGCCGUCAACUUCUGUUCUCCGCCGUGAACCGCUGGAAUCCAAGCCAAGCCAUUGUGAGAGUGCGACACACCUUCUUCAUGAAUGAUGUGUUUGGACGCUAGGUUUUUUUUUUUUUCGCGGCUUUCGUGCUGGAACCAGCGGUGACGUACCAAGUGCCUUUCGUCGGAGAAGAGCCUUCCUACGCCGGCUACACUUCGCGUAGGGACUGUUUCUUUUCAUCCACACAUCGCUCGGGUUUAUUGCAAUUUGUUUUACCGUUCCGUGUACAUUUUUCUCCUGUUUAUUUCCUACGGUGUCUCGAUGUUUCUAUGGAGGCCGCCAACCUCGCUAAUCUGGCUGCGCUAGUUUUGCGUAUAGAGCUCUUGUCGGCUGCGAACUAUGUUCGUGCACGACACCAGACGACAUGCAUGGACACGUCAACAGACGACGUGUACCAAAUGCGAGCAGAUGGUGUGCACUACAGCAAACGACACGCAUGGGCACGUCGACAGACGAAGUGUACGAAGUGCGAGCAGACGAUGUUUACCAUGAGCUAUCAGACGACACCGCUCGCGGAACCGUUUCUGCUUGUUGUAGCAGACGAAAAAAAAAAACCCAGGCAGUGCCAAAACAAAGAUGAGAACAGAGCAGCGAAGUUAUUUCUUUUCUUGUCACAGUCUCUCGCUAUCAGUUACCAUUUUUUUUACAAUUCCCUCAAGUUACCAACAUUUUCCUUCAGCGCUCAAGCGACACCUAUGUUUAGAGGAAACUUCUCGAUGAACGUUGGUUGAAAACGUCUCGUGGAGGUUAUACAGUCCACGUGUUUAAUUUUUUUUUUUUUUUGCAAAGCCGUUGCCUUGAUGGCAAUAUUUCGUGGAAUGCAUUCCUUUUGUUUUUACUUCAUGCGCGACACCCCCAUCAAGGCAACAGUGUGGAUCAUUUUCAAUAUAUAUUGUUUUCUUUGUAAAUAGCUGCAUACGCCCUCAUUGUUGCUAAGAACGCUAAAAGUAGUAAAGACGACCACCAAAGUUAUCAUCGGCGUUCUAUUGCAAGAUGAUUGACGCCCCUUCCUGCAAAUGUGCCUUUUUUCUCAUUUUUUCUCGUUAUCUUGUACCUAAAUUGUCAUUGCGAGUGUUUCACUUUUUUAUGUUUUGUGCAAUAGCUCGUAGAGCUAAAUGAGACAUUCUGAAUAUUAUCGAUGCCUCUUAUUUUGAACAUUUCAUGUUCACCUUCCGGCAUUAUGUGUUAUACUGUACUUUGUUUUUCCUUCCUUAUGUCGCGAUCAUAAAUGUUCAGCUUUUUUGUUAAUGUUCUGGAUUUUUUAGGGUUUUGGGAACACUUUUUUCUUCUUUCACGUCGUUGCUUGACUCUUUCUGUUCUCUUUACUUAUGGCGAUUAUUUUUAUUUCUCGGAGCUCACAUUCCCGAUUUUACGAUUUUUUUAUUGCGUGUCGAAAACAUGCAGUAGGGUCCCCACAUCUCCUUUGAGAUGGCUGACUCCCGAAAAGCUAGUUCAAUCAAAUUCACAUUUCUUUUUAAGACCGGCUCAUCGAAGGAACAGUUCUCCAGAGCAGCUCAACAACGAAAUCCUCAUGUCACACAUGCUCCCUUAACGCAGCAAAACCCCGCGCAGCGGUAGGGGGCGAAGCAUUUGUGCUCAAGUUAUUAUUCCCUCUCUUGUAAAAAUUCGGCAUUAGGUUUCUGGCGAUGGCCUCCAAAGAAGAGCAUUUCUCGAAACGAAUAUUUUGCUUCCACUAGCCUCGGCCAAGUCGCUUGUUCUGGACCUUUUAAACUGUACUUUCCGGGAUAUGGCAAUUCUUCUCGUGAAGUUACCCAUUUAGAUAGUACCUUUACUUGUUCACACGUGAUGACGAUAAGGUUUGCUGACGAGAGCACGUUCUGCCAUGAUAUGCUGCAGCACUUUUCAAGAAACAAGAGAGGAACGGGAUACUUUUUUCGACUAGUCCAUAGCGCACAAAAAGAGAGAAUCAUUAUCAAAUAUCACUUAUAUCACACACAUGUGUUACUCUUCAACCUUGUUCUUUUUUUAUUUCUGUGUGUUCAUAGAUUCCUUUAAUCGCGCAUUAUUACGAUGGAAUGUUGCAAUAGAUGAGAUCGUGUUGUUUCUCCCAGAGGACGCGUAUGCGUGUGGCAAAGAUCAUUUCGACGUGGGCUCACAUUUUUUACAUGGCAUUCGCACUUUUUUCACUUACUAUUCUCUCCGUAUACCUUUUUUUUUGCGAGAUUUCUCUAGCUACGAAAGAGUGGACGCGAACUCGUUUCUGUUUGCGCAUGCGCUGUAUGAUGUGCGAGGUGUUGAAGACAACAAGUGACGCUAACGUCAGCCAACAGGCUUCCAUCGGAACAUUUGUGUUCAGAAACGCGAACAUUGCGUUCUGCAAAGAUGGCGGAGUUGUUCGUCCCACCACUUCGAAAGAUAUCUCCCAGAGGCAUCUAUGAGAUUUUGGUGCACGUGAGAAUGUGAACUCCACCGGGAAAAUCUCAACAAGGCAUACAAAAAAAUGUCCUGUGAAGUUCUGUGUGCUUCACGAGGUCGCAUCGUGCUCAACUUUAAGGAUCAAAUGCCUCAUCAUUUGAAAGAAAAAAUACCAAAAAAAUGUUAGUGCUUGUAGUAUUUAUAAUUUCGUAUAAAAAAUAGACUGGCAGCUAUUUAACGAUCACACAUCAGUCGUCACAUAUUGUGGCCAGUGUAUUAUAUAGGCUGCUCACAAAUAAUUUAUUGUCAUCGAGCGAAGAACAUUGUAACAUUGGUUUUCACUCCGUUAGCGUCGCUUGGUGCCUUCACUGUAAUGAAGUCGUAUGGUGAUUUUCAUUUUCUGUCGAUUAUCGGGCAAAUCGAUUUCUUUGUUUGAGUGAUUGCGGUAUAUAUUGUGAGUCAUUCGUGAAUGUGCCCUUCACAGUUGAACUUCUUUGUCAAAACCGCCAUCUGUAUCGAAAUUUGUUUCAUAGUGUAGCUAGGUUUCAUACGUUCCUUCGAAGUAUGCAUCGUGAUUAGGGAAAUUUAACAAUAUGCGAACACUGUCGAUUUCGAAAAGAUGUCUCCAUAUGUACGCUACUGAUUAUGGCUUGAACUAUACCUUCGUGAAACCGUGACAUUCGAUUUUGUAUCACAAGCGCGUACGCACAGAACGGCCAUUGUCAUUUCUCGUUACAUCAUUUGCAUCCAUAUGAAUCUGUUACUCAUUCCGUAUAUAAAUUCUUAUUCUAAUACAGGAAGUUUGGAUGUCGAGAGGCGAGAUCAAAAAUGUUUGACUGGGCUUGAAAAAAUUUGCGUCCGCUACAUACAGUGAAUGCCUCGAUGAAAUCGCCAGCACUUCUGUACAUAGAAUAGCAACUGCAGCCAUUUAUCGAUAGUACAUCCUUGACACCUAUACGAGUCUGCUAAUCACCCAUACAUAAGAUCUUAUUCCAAUAUCGGAAGUUUGGUGGUUGAGAGGCGAGAUCAGAAAUGUUUGUUUUGGCUUGGAAAAAGCUUUGUGCACUACGUACACUGGAUGCUUUGAUGAAAGUGCCAUCACAUCUGUAAGAUCUCGCAUAGUCCAGCAAUUCCAUACUCUCCGUAAGACUCCCUCGAAUGGUCUUCAAAAUUUGAUAUAUCAGUUUACUACGUCAUUGUCCUCAUUUAUUCUCCACAUCAUUAAGAGCAUGAAAUAUUUUUUUUAAAUGGUAGUGAUUUGUUAAACAUUGGCUUAGCAAAGUAACUAUGUCCGUUGUCGUGUCAGCCUAUAGGAUUCUCGAAAUAGUUUGGAGGUUAUCAUGUCCACUGAAGGUGAGCAUGCUCGUGAAAGCGUCUAACGCUCAUUGUUGACAAUGCACGGGAAGUGUGACCUUGCUAUUGGAAAAUUUUGCGUUAUUAUCAAAUACCGUUUCAGCCAAGGUUAACAAAAAAAACGAUUGUUUGUGGCUAUGAAGUACUUCCAUUCAUUUUUUCUCCAAGUGGGUCCAUUCGUGUUAAGCUUUUUUUUUGCUUUGGUCGGCUAGUCGUUGCGAUUGAUAUAUCGUUCUGAAUUUCACCAAGAAAAAGAAUAUUUUAACAAUUCAGUAAAAUUGCUCCUGCCUCCAACAUCUUCCAGGCUCUCUUUCGUAAAAUGUAAUCAUUUGUUCCAAACCAUGAGACCUGUUUAUUGCUUUUUAUCAAAUUCAUUGCAAAAUGCAUCCUGGCUUUCUUUCCUUUUUUUUUAUUUCUUACCCUCUUUUUGUCGUUAACACCAGGCGGUACGACUGUAGCGACUACGUUGGUGACGUCGUUUUAGGAAUUCCCUGCGCGUUCCUAAUUUUCGUACCUUUUAUUUGCUCAUCAAGUCCGGCGCCACGUGCAAUUAUGUGACAACCUACACCUGCUUUGUAGCAUUUCUCUUCUGACUGUUUCAUUCGCACGCUCCCUUCGUGCAAAUCACGUUUGAACUACACAGGAUAAUCCGCUGCGAUUUCGAUCCGGCGCUAUUGUUUGUGAAAGUAUCUAAGAUUAUAUUUAUACCUCGUGAGAAUUCUGAAGCUCAGUAGCCGUUAUGCAACGGCGGCUUGAAAAAUUUCCCAGUUAACAACGUUUCGGAUCGUUCAGAAUCGUCACACUGUGAUUAUCGCGUUGAUACGACACGGAUAAUGUUUUCAUUAUAGUUGUUGACCACAAAUCUGAAACCACUGAAUCGCACUUAAAAUGUUAACACAAGGAAAUUGUUGUAAUCGUAAUUUCAAGCUCUUGUCGUCAGCAUCGACAGAACCUGUGAUCAGAGCGCGUUGUUAUAUGAAAUCUUUGGCGACGAACCUCUAGAAAGACAUACAUAGGACUUCUUAUUCUUCUGAUACUGUGGUUUCACUCUCGAAUAACAGCCCAUAAAAUUUGCUAGUCUCGAAAGUGACAUUUUUUGCUAGAUGCGCUCCUCGACAGCACUUUGACAUAUUCCUCUAUUUCUUUUACAUGCACACACAUCUCUCUUUCUCUCUCUCAAUGUUAAUUGCUCACUUCUACGAGUUUCAUAAGACUCGUUUCCGUACGGGCAGGCUUAUGCAAUCGUGUGGCCAUGCAUAUUUAGAAGGGUAGUUAAUCGUGGUGUUCAUGGUGACACACCUUUUUACGUUUCCUUUAUCUCGCAAGUGCAAUGUUUUUGUUUUUUCCGGAUUUUGUGCAAAUCGUGCAUUUGAUGCACGCAUUACUCAGCGAAAUACGCUGCUUUGUCGAAACAAGUGCCUUUCAGACUUUCGGAAUUUGAAAAAAAAAUGUACCGAAACGGGUGUAAAUUGUGUAAACUACGAACCUCUGCGAUUUAAAAAAUUGACAAGCAACGUAUGUUUAAUGCAACACAACUGAACACUAGUUGCUCCAGACACCUUGCAGUCACGAGUCCAACCAGAAUUUUUUGCCUUGAAGGAAAUACAAAAUUUUAAAGUGUUAAUAAAAUGUUACUUUGGUGGUGUCAUCUCUGUUAAACUCAGUAAGUUGUCAGCUUUUGCUGACUUGGGGAUGCUUAAAAAGUCUCGAAAGUGGCAAUCCUGUUCCAAGUCAUGAUCAAAUUUGCUAAAGUACCUUCAUAAAAAAUUCUUUCGCGCCACUUCAGUGUCGGCACUGUUUCCGAAUGCAUGAAGUGUUAAUUUCAGCAUUUCGAGAAAAAAUUACAUUUUCAAAGACGUACCGCCGAUUCUUUCCCAUAUUGAUAAAACUGCUGAAGCCUGAGCCGUAGUUUGUAGCAUUGCUUAUAUUGUUGCGAGUAGGAAGGAUUUCUCUCAGUAGUGGGCUGUCAGUCAGUGUGAGAGCUAAAGCUGACACUCCUAGAGCGAGCUUGCAUUGUAAGCUUAGAAAUUGUAAGGUCUUUAAACUUGUGUAGCUUACACUUAGAGGGUGUAAGAUUAGAGAGCUUACACUCUCCAAAGAUCACGAACUCGCUACAAAAGCCUGAUAUAUUAGAACUGUAUUCUAAUAUAGCAUUGUCACUACGUUAUUAAAUUCUUGAUGAUAACCGCAGACUUCAGAGAGUCACUUCGCUUGAGUCUGACUGUUUUGUUUCUUUAUAUCACAAGGUUGCUUAUUCCGGAUUUGCUUUUCAAGAUAGGUGGCAGAUUCACAUGGCAUGAUUCUGUAGAAAGAAUGAAGUGUCAGUUAUUCUGGAGAGUCUGAGAACACACUGAAAUGCAGCUGAAGAGUGACUUUUGUCAAAGGGGUCUGGUCGGUAGCUUCGCGCCGUUAGACUUCAGCAACAACAUUCUUUCAACUGUGGCAUAUUUGAAUUAACAUUACUUCAAACUCUAUUAAGUGAACAACGAAUGAAAUCACAACGUACCUAAUGAACGACAUUGUCAUAGGUACCUUUCAUAUCAUUUGAUGUCUCAGCGCCGAUGACUUUGACAACAAGGCUUUGGCAAGUUGCUUUGCACUACAUCAGCGCAUCGACUUAUCUAGGAACAAUCGCGAUAACUCUGUGCUUCCCUUGUCUCAUCUCAUUGACCAGCCUGUCGUUUGAUAUUUAUUGUGACGACCCGUCAUUAGACAUAGCCCGGGAAUACAGUAGAAACUUCCAAAACAUAUUCAAAAUUUUCGUUAUUCAUUGAAAUUCUCAGUCCUGUUGAGUAAACGUAGAUACCUAGCUGGCACAUUGUAGCAGCUGUUGCUUUGCACCGUAAAACCCAACGUAACUAGCCAUGACGUACGAAAACAUGCACUUGGUUAAAAAUGCACUUCACUUAAAUGCUGUACCAUAGUUCGGGUUACUCCCCUAUAAAUGGACAUAUAUUUAUUAUCACUAUUGCGAUAUGAGGUCAAUGUACUUACGUCUUAUGCACUUCAAUGCAGUUUUCGCUCUCUGAUAGUACAUUUGAAACGAUAGCAUUUACAGACCUCGUCGUCUUGGUGAUCUCGAUGGUGCCUUGGUGACUUCCCAUGCGCAUGUAAAAAAAGAGGCGGAAAAUUUAUAGCCUGCAUAUUUUCUCUAACAUUUAGACGGGACAUUUUUUUACGAAGACGGAGGACAAUUUCUGUGCAAUCUUUUUAAUCGCCGAUCCGUAUAUCUAUUCUGAACGAAAAUGUCUCCGCGUCACCUUUUAUCUCACAGCUUUGACUCAGUGACCGCUCAUGUAUGUCGCGCAUGUUUAUUAUGAACAUCCUAAACUCUCGGCCCCGAAGUUCCCUGUAAAACUCGAACGACUGAAGCAGAAAUUUCGCGCGCCUUAAGAUUCCGCAAGAACUUCGCAUGCAUGUUGCUUUUUCUGCACGCCAGCAUCCCCUAAGAACAAAGGGAGUUCUGGCUACACCUCGCUACAGGUGUUUGGUGUUUGCCUCCUGUUUGCCUCCCUCUUGCUGCAGUUUCCGUGCUUCUCCUGGUGAUCUGCGUUCACCUUGCGCAUGCUCAACAAACCCUCGCAGAGCUUACGGAAGUGAUGCAGUAUUCUGGAUCAGUUCGUGUUGUCGUGUGUAGACUCUGUAUGGGGAUGCAAUGAAAUAUCGUCCGCAGUAUUAGCAAGGGUAGAAAAUAUAGUUGAUUGGUGGACGAGGGUGUGUUUCAAUCAGCAAAAUGAGUCGCCAGCACUUCUUUCUGUUGUUACAGUGCACUAUCUACCUCCAACGUUAGGCUUGCAAUUAACACUUGACCCUUAGUUACCAGGUUACGGGUUCAGCUAACGAGCAGUACAGGUCUAAUUAUAGAUUUAUAGGAGUCGCCUGCGAAGGGCAACUGCAAGUGAAGUUUGAGUUUCGCUAAAUUGGUUGUAAAUUAAACGCAGCUUUUAUUCCGUCUUUCUCACCACACCUUAUACAAGCACUGUACUUGCUGUGGUAAGUAAACUUAAACUCAAAUUAAUAUGAGGUCUCUCUCGAACAGUCUCGGCGAAGCAUGCGUGACUGGUGAUUAUCUAUUUUCCUUUAACAACAAACUUUAAACAGAACCUCAAGAGGUCAUGAGACCGCUUUGUAGUGGGUUGACAUGACAGUAAUCCUGCAAAUAGCCUCGGAGAUUCCCAACACUCCACGCUAGUUUUAGGAUCACAGAGACCGUGCCGUGGCACCUCGCUGGCUCUCAACUUUCCGAAAAAGAGAGCUAGUUGGAGAAUAAACUUUGUUAAAAAGACGUGCGCCCAGGAUUUCUAGUUGUCGAUCAUUUUAGGCAUCCUGUAAUCGAACUGUUUCCUACGGCUUUCGUAUUUCAAUAUUCAUGCUCUUUCCGAGGCUUUUUGUGCUGUAUCAAAGAAUAUUUCGACCUCGAAACUUUGCACUGAGGCUGCCUAUAUCGACGCCUGUCUGAGACUAAGAGAUCUAUUCUGGUCAUUGUCGGAUUCCGCCAUGUUGGCAAAUCCGCCAUCUUGUCAGCUCCGAUUGGUUCAGAGGGUUGCUACGGCAUCUAUGAAUGGCUCACAGAAUUCGCCAAUAUGGCGGAAUUCGACAGUGUCCAGUAGGCACCCUAGGCGUUCUAUGCUAUCAAAAAACUUCAUUGCAGUUGGCCUUCGAAUGGACUAGUGAUUAUAAUUAUCUAUAACUAUACCCCGGUGCCAUGUGCAGUACAUGACAACAGCUAAUCAGCUGAGUACAGAAAACGUUGCUGUUGCCUUCAGAGUGCUUAAAUAGCUUGUAGCCAGCUUAUCUUACAGCCUUCAUCGCAACAUUCUGCACAUUCUCAUGUAGUCGAGACUGCGAAAGGAAGCUAGAAUGAGCGAACUAGCAUACUGUACAGGCGAGCCUUUUCUAAGCUCCGUAAUGACGUCGGGUUUUGUACAGAUUUCUGCAAAUGUUAUCGCCGACGUACUUUCUAGAUUGCAUUAUAUGAUAGCAUAGAGAAACGUGUACAUACGGUUAUAAUGUUUCUUUUUCCGUCAUGCCUAUAACACCGUUGGGAUAGAUGUAUUAUCUGUAUAGAUAUUAAACAGAGUUGUAUCCGUAUCAUGACGUAUAAUAGAGAAAAAAAAAACGAUAUACAUUAUGUGCUAGCGUCGUGCAACAUAUCAAACUUUACAACAUAGCUUUUUGAAGCUGUAUACAGAAAGCUCAUUGUACAGGUGGUUGUUUUCUCGAAGAAAGAAGUUUGCUGCUCUAUUUUAACUAGCUUUUGUCUUUAGUUCGUAGUUCUAGGGCUUCCCGCUUGUGGCACUAGUUCUGUAACACUCGGAAGAGUUAAGCACUGCGCUGUAGUUUUUUUACGCUCCCAGAAGCUCGGCUGGCUCAGCCAUGGCUCCUUGUGAGCUCUGAAACGUUGUGUGUACAGGCAGUUGCCCGCCCACCUCGAAUUUUAUCACUGUAACGACGAGUCGUGGACAUUGAUAUAACUUCGUGUCUUAUUUAUUCUUUAUUUUUCGCUCGAAAUCCUCGAUGCGUAUAUUGAAAUCCCUGGAGCAAUCUUUAGCCUCGUUAUUACAGUUAUUUUUUCCAAAUGUCUCGCAUAGGAAUGGUUAGAAUUGUAGACAGGGCACAUUUCUACAGGGCCAGUUGUAUUGGUGGCUGACUCUAACUGCUUCGGUGUAUUAUGCAAGCGCGCUUUCUAAUGUCUUAGAUGCAAUUACAGAGCUACUUUUAGUGCUCUUACAGGCAACGUCAUUGUUAUAUCGACAGUAAAACGUAUUAUUGAACCGCCAUUGUUGUUCAACCCUCGUGAACUCGCGUCUACAGAUCGUAGCUAGUCUUCUCUCGCUUUGGGCCUUCACACCGUACCUGUAUACGACGUCACAGUCCAGUCGCUCUGACCUUUUUUGCAGCUGAGUGUUUCAUAAACUGUAGUGGAGACUUUAUUGUAAAUGGUAAUUUAGAAGGUCAUUAGUUAAAACAUGGCCAUUUUGAGGAAGCCUAGCUCGGGAGAGCCUAGCCCAAGUUUCGUUUUAAUUGCUGUUAAAACGAUUGCACGUUUUGGGAAGUUUCUUUUGUCUCACAACGGCGAUCGUCAUCUGACUUUCUUGCGUUUUCCUUCUUGAAGACUCUGCUCAUAUUUCUAUCAAGAAUGCUUUUUCAUGUCAGAAUGCAAGCUGUUGGUGACCUCAGGGGGCUGGGCGCAAUACUCAUGACUAUUGUUGUGGGACAAAAAAUACACCCAAUAUGGGGCAAUUUUAGAGUGUAUUCGAAUACGUACGAAUCGUAAAAGCAAUUUUAUGAGACAACAGCCGGAAUAAUUUGCUGUUCAGAGAUACUGUACAAAUCUAGGGGCUCUAGGAAGCAGAAUUCACAUGUGAACCCCGGCCUGAAAUAUUUUUCUAAUUCUCAAAAACCCGUAAGUUCCAAAAAAAAUAAAGCACGAAGCUUGCAAGCCCGAAACUGCGCCGAAAAGAAAUCUUGUAGACCGGCAUCCGUUGCAGUUACUAAAGCAAUCAAACUUUCGCAUGGAUUUAUGUGAAAUUGUUUAAAUGCUUACGAGGACGUAGCAGAAGUGUAAUUGAGAAAUUAGUGGUAUAAAUAGAACGCCGUAUAAAACAUCAAUGAAUACCUUUGUCUUCUUUAGAUGAAUCAUUAGGUGCAGUUUGCAAAAUUUAAUAUCGUUUUUUUUUAUCGCCGAGUUGGAUUUGCUAACUUUAAAUGAACUAUUUUUGCAUCGCUACUUCCAAACAUAUUUCGUUUUAAAAAAUGAUGGGCUCAAUUAAAACAUUAGUAUUCCUAGAAUCCCUAGACGUUAAGUGUUUCUUUUAAAUAGAACUUCGUCAAAUUUAGCGAAAUUUCAAUAAAACUUCCUCUCGGGCUAGUUGGUGUUGCAUCCCAGACGUCCUCUGUGCACUGUCUUCUUCUCUUCUCAGCCAGUUCGUUCUUUUUCUUCCUGUUUGCGCUAAAAAAAAUAUGACGUCUGGGUUAGCGAAAUUUGAUUGCUGCAAAAAAAAUUUGUAGAUCCCGUGUACUUAGAAGCUCCCGAGUUAAAGUUACCUCUUUGGAAGGAAAAAAGAAGAGUGUAUUUUACGAAAAAAUAAAAGCAGUUUACAUCGAAGACACACGAAAUCACGACGCCUUUAAUACGAGGCCAUUGUUUUCACGGUGCUCUUUUUCACACACUUUUAAACGCGCCUAUAACUUCUGUUUUAUUUUCAUAGUGCUCUAUUUUUGUACUUUCGCAUCAUACAACACGAUGACACGUAACAGCUGUGAACGCAUGCUCUUAACUUGCAACAAGAACCCGUCUGGACACCCAUUAAGAGAAGCUUGCAUCUCAUUUAUUUUAUAUUUUUUGUUAAAUACGGAAAAUGAAUACUUGUUGGCGUUUUCAGUCUUUUACCAUGAUUUCACGCUUCAGGUACUUAUUGUCUGAAGCUCGACGAUGGCGUUCUAAUGUAUUUUUAGUAAGUCGUGAAUUCACGACAAUGUUUUGAAGCCAUUUACGAACCAGAACUGAACGGGAUGCCUACAAAGUCGCCAUGCGUUUCUGUAAAUAGUUCGUUUCAUUUCUUGUUGCUAGACGGCGCUGUCGGUUUGCAUUUUUAUUCGCUGGGCACUUAUGCAAUGUGUUGCAUACGCCACUGGUAGCCAGUAGAUCUGGUGUGCUUUGCUGGUCGCUUUUGUCUAGUGAAACAAAAAUACAGAUAUAUUUUAAAUUUAAGAAGCUCCGUAUUCUUCGCAGCCGAGUUCUCCAGACGGAGCAUGUCUAUGGGACAUAUGGUAAUUGCGCUCAGGGAUACACUUGCUGGUUUAUUUAGAAAUGUGGAGCUCAAGAGAUAUUUCUAUCAGCACUGUGCAGAAUAAAUUGGUAAUGCUUAUUGAAGCCAGUGUUAGUUGGACCACCUUGCGCAGGAUAUGAUCAAUUGGACAUCACUGGGAGAGGCUUUCGUCCUGCAGUGAACGUAAAGACGACGAUGAUUAUGAGUCACAGUCUGGUGUCCAUCGUCUACCAGUGACGUGAACACCUUGACGCUUCGGCAAAAGACAAACUUCACAGAACAUGUCGAAAUUUUGAAGUGUUGUCGGACAAUGCUUGUGUUAAAGAACUCCGCUGCGAGAGUGGCACAUGGGCUGUGAAAAGUGCCGUGGACAGCUACUCUCUGGUGCCUUCUUUCCAAAAAGUUGGCGCAUAAAUUCCGUUGCCCAUUCAGCUGCCCAUUCAGAUGCAGCCGAAUAUAAUGCCCGACUGUUGCUCGCGUUGUUUUUUUUUUAUUCUCAGCGCGUUUUCUGACAGCGAACUCUGCUGUCUUUGCAUUAAUUUGUGCGUUGUCAUCGUACCGACUAAUCUUGUCUGGGAAAGCAGGUUGCGCGCCAUGUUGUGCUUUCCUCAAUCGUUAAACACGAGCCUACACAUGCCCCGUCAUGCCAUUGCGAGUCAUCGAUUUUACAUGUCACUUGAGUGUAUGUGUAUGUAUGUACGAAUAUAUGCAUGAGUGUCUUGGUGUGUGUGACAGUGAGUGCAUUUUGAUGCAAAUGAGAGUGUGUUGACCAAUUCUCUAUUACCUCUUUGGGGGACCAGCUUUUUUUUCUUUCUUCUCAUAUAUCUUGUUGCCAUUGCAUCGACAGAGCGUUUAUGUUUCCUAUAGACGCGUUUGUUUCUCCGUUUUAUUAUUAUUCUUUGUUAUGCGCGAACUGUGCACGUUAUUUUUUUCCUCUAUCUCAAGUGGGAUGUGCACAAUUUUUUCCCAAUGUGUGUGCAUGAUGAAAUACAUAAGAAUAUAUAUGAAAUGAUAUGCCCGAA
Rhipicephalus sanguineus (brown dog tick) is the source of this 14305-nucleotide messenger RNA. RefSeq names its product cyclic AMP response element-binding protein A-like. Gene Ontology annotation, molecular function: DNA-binding transcription factor activity, RNA polymerase II-specific; cAMP response element binding. Gene Ontology annotation, biological process: regulation of transcription by RNA polymerase II. The coding region runs from base 272 to 1726 and encodes 484 amino acids. The transcript has 10 exons. NCBI's taxonomy places the organism in Eukaryota, Metazoa, Arthropoda, Arachnida, Ixodida, Ixodidae. The record is from RefSeq and is a predicted model, not a curated record.